AUGAUUCCGUUUCCACUGUUACCGACCAACUACAGGGCUUGCACCAUUCCUUACAGAUUCCCUUCCGAUGAUCCAAAGAAAGCAACUCCCACUGAAAUCUCAUGGAUCAAUGUCUUCGCCAAUUCCAUCCCUUCUUUCAAGAAACGUGCAGAGAGCGAUGCUACGGUUCUAGAUGCUCCUGCUAAAGCUAAAAUUUUUGCAGAAAGAUAUGCCGGAAUUCUUGAAGACUGGAAGAACGAUCCAGAGAGCCAUGGGGGGCCACCAGAUGGCGUUCUUCUUGGCCGAGUUCGUGAGCAAAUACUCAGAGAGUUAGGAUUUAGAGACAUAUUCAAGAAAGUGAAGGAUGAGGAGAAUGCAAAGGCAAUAUCACUAUUUCCUGAAGUUGUCAGUCUGAGUGAUGCUAUUGAAGAUGAAGGAAAACGCUUAGAAAACUUGGUGAGAGGGAUUUUUGCUGGAAACGUCUUUGAUCUGGGUUCUGCACAGCUUGCUGAGGUUUUCUCAAGGGAUGGUAUAUCUUUCUUGGCUAGCUGUCAAAACUUGGUUCCACGACCAUGGGUCAUUGAUGACUUGGACAACUUCCAAGCCAAUUGGAUCAACAAGCGUUGGAAGAAGGCAGUAAUUUUUGUUGACAAUUCUGGUGCAGACAUAAUUUUGGGUAUUUUGCCAUUGGCAAGAGAGAUGCUUCGUCGAGGAAUGCAGGUGGUGUUGGCUGCUAACGAGCUGCCAGCUAUUAACGAUGUAACAUAUACCGAGCUGACAGAGAUCUUAUCACAGUUGAAGGAUGAAAAUGGCCAAUUGAUGGGCGUUGAUACUUCAAAGCUUGUGGUUGCAAAUUCAGGGAACGACUUAGCGGUUAUCGAUCUCUCAAGAGUAUCACAAGAGCUUGCUGACCUUUCAUCUGAUGCAGACUUAGUCAUCAUAGAAGGCAUGGGUCGUGGAAUAGAGACAAACCUUUAUGCUCAGUUCAAAUGUGAUUCUCUUAAGAUGGGAAUGGUGAAGCAUCUUGAAGUAGCAGAGUUUCUCGGAGGACGGCUUUAUGACUGUGUCUUCAAAUACAAUGAAGUUCAGAGUUGA
Molecule: messenger RNA, 1074 nt
Organism: Arabis nemorensis
Lineage: Eukaryota; Viridiplantae; Streptophyta; Magnoliopsida; Brassicales; Brassicaceae
Source: the annotation of a GenBank genome assembly